Messenger RNA from Eutrema salsugineum, 1585 nucleotides. RefSeq names its product ribosome biogenesis protein WDR12 homolog. The transcript is spliced from 14 exons. Gene Ontology annotation, cellular component: preribosome, large subunit precursor. Bases 104 to 1393 code for a protein of 429 amino acids. The record is from RefSeq and is a predicted model, not a curated record. Gene Ontology annotation, molecular function: protein binding. NCBI's taxonomy places the organism in Eukaryota, Viridiplantae, Streptophyta, Magnoliopsida, Brassicales, Brassicaceae. Gene Ontology annotation, biological process: ribosome biogenesis.
UCACAAUACUCUUCUCCUCGAGUCAGAACCCUAAUUUAUCUCCGUGUUCUUCUUCUUAUUCUGGUUGCUCUGUAACAAGCGAUUGGAGAAGUUAGAGGCGAAAAUGGAUGUUGAAGGAGAAGAUGCAGCUAAGGUAAUCCACGUGAAGUUCGUGACGAAGCUUGACUCUCCGUUCGAAGCUCCUGUCAGACCCGUCGUUAUCCCUUCCAAUGUCACUCGUCUCGGUCUAUCAACCAUUGUCAACUCUCUUCUCACUCUCGAGAACACUGAGCCGUUUGAUUUUCUGAUCGAUGGGGAGCUUAUUCGAAUGUCACUCGGAGAGUUUCUUCUGGCAAAGGGAAUAUCGGCGGAACGAACUCUUGAAAUCGAAUACAUAAGGGCUGUGACUCCACGAAAGGAGGAAAAUCCCUCAUUGCAUGAUGACUGGGUCAGUGCGGUUGAUGGUUCUUCUCCCAGGUUCAUUUUGACGGGCUGUUGUGAUGGCUUAGGAAGGUUAUGGAGCUCUAGUGGAUCGUGUACACACGUUUUAGAAGGCCACUCUGGGGCAAUCUCCUCUGUUGCUUUUGUUAACUCCAAUGGUGCAGAAACUGUUACUGUAGCCACUGCUUCGAAAGAUCGGACAUUGAGAUUGUUUAAGGUUGAUACAGCUGAAUCUGUUGACUCUACUACAAGAGUUAGGGCUUACAAGAUAUUGCGUGGGCACAAGGCGUCAGUGCAAAGCGUUGUAGCUCAGAAAUCCGGGGACAUGGUCUGCUCGAGUUCAUGGGAUUCAACAAUCAGUUUAUGGCACACAAAUGAUUCUGCAUCAGAAGGCGAGUCAUUUGCAGUGAAGAAAAGAAAAGGGAAUAAUCAGGCCGAGGAAUUCCAAUCAGAGGGAGAGGCGGAGACUACAUUUGUUGGCCACACACAGUGUGUCUCAUCAGUUGUUUGGCCAGAGCAUGAUGUAAUUUAUUCCGCUUCAUGGGACCAUUCCGUAAGGAGAUGGGAUGUUCCGACAGGGAAAGAUUCUUUGAACUUGUUCUGUGGAAAAGCUCUCAACACGUUAGAUGUUGGCGGUGAAGGUUCUGCACUUGUAGCUGCUGGUGGCUCAGAUCCAAUCCUUAGAGUAUGGGAUCCUCGUAAGCCAGGAACAUCUGCUCCUGUGUUUCAGUUCUCUUCCCAUUCAUCAUGGAUUUCCGCCUGUAAAUGGCACAAAAGCUCUUGGUUUCACUUGCUCUCCGCUUCCUAUGACGGCAAAAUCAUGCUCUGGGAUCUCAGAACCGCUUGGCCUUUGUCAAUUAUCGACACACACAAGGAUAAGGUUUUAUCUGCUGACUGGUGGAAAGGAGAGAGCGUAGUCAGCGGAGGAGCAGACUCUAACCUUCGAAUUUCUUCCGGAAUCUCAAUUUGUUAAAAGAUGAAAUGUGGAACUCAGAAACGCCAAGAUCAUUAACGAUUCUCGAUCCUGGAAUGAGAGACUGUUGUAAGUUCUGCUCGAGAAAGAUUACUGCUUUUAAGGUUUCGUAUGUUAUUCAUAUUUCGAAAUUUUUGAAUCUUAAUUUUAUUUUUAUUGUUUAAUACCGAUAGUUAAAGAAAGUUGUAUUUG